Messenger RNA from Drosophila sechellia, 3023 nucleotides. Its product is annotated as ataxin-2 homolog. Bases 533 to 2956 code for a protein of 807 amino acids. The record is from RefSeq and is a predicted model, not a curated record. NCBI's taxonomy places the organism in Eukaryota, Metazoa, Arthropoda, Insecta, Diptera, Drosophilidae. The transcript has 4 exons.
ACUACAUCCGAUCACCCAAAACGGAGCUGUUGCUCCUUGCUACUAAAAAAUAGUAAAAAAAAAAGUAAAAAAAUAAAUUAAAACCAAAGACAGGAAAGCAGACGACGGUAAAGCAAUCAGUUCAUCUUUCAUAUCCAAUUUGUAGCGUUACGAAUUUCGCGCCAAAAACAAUCCAAGGAUUACGGGAUACGAAUUGCCACUCAGACUUUGAUUCAGUUUCGGUUUCGCAAUUCGCAGUUCGCAAAUUCGGUUGCAGAUUGUGUCGAAUCUUCAGUUGCAUAACUGCUAGUAAUAAUCGCAUCGUGUUGUGUGCUUCUUUUGGUUCAGUUUGUUUGCAGCCGGCAAUGCUCGAUGCAGAUGCAGCAGAUGCGACCAUCGUAGUCCCAAACGCCUGACAAGGAAAACGACAACGAAAACGAAACCGAGUGGGAAAUAAUAAAAUAUAUAACCCAAGUGACUGUGAAAGUAGCGAACGGCCAGGCACAGAUUCAGAUAUUCAAUUACUAGUCUGCUGGUGCAGUGACGCCACACAAUGAGAAUCCAAAUCUUGCUCCUGACACUCUUGCUGGGCCUCGUCUGCGCCCAGGCCGUGGAUGCGGAGGCCAAGAGCAGCCAAGUCAAGCCGGCGGAAGACAGCAAGAGCUCCGCCUCCACGCCACUGGAAUCGGAGGCGACCAAAGACAAGCGACAGGUGAACUCCAAGGAGACGUCUCUGUACCCCAACCACCGCAGCUCGGCAGCAUCGCCAUCCGCCAGCGAUGAUCCCGAGGAUGGUCAGGAGACCAUCUACGGCUCCAAGCCGAAUCAGUUCAUCAUCCGACCCAUUGCACCGCACCAGCAUCAACAGCACGAAUCUCACCAGGAGCCGCAGUUGAGGAACUUUGCGGCAGCCAAUUCCCGACCCCAUGCCGCCCAACUUCUUGAGCAGAGUCAGGAGGUGCAGCACUACGUGUAUCUGCAAGAUAUAAUGCGCCAUCAUCAGCCCAAGGCUCUGCUGGCCGCAGGUCAAGGCAAGGGUGCGGCCAGUGUGCCCAAGAAGUCAUCCACUCCGGUGGCCGAGGAGGAGCAGGAGCAGGAACAGGAGGCGGAACAGCGAUACGCGGUGUCCAUUCAGCCGCAGCCGCAGCAACAGAUACAGCUCCAGCAACCACGUCCACGUCAGUACCAGGGUGUGGGUCCCUAUCAACUGCCAUUGCCGCUGCCUGCGCCAAAGCAUCGGUCGGUGAAUCCCCAACAGCAGCAGCAGCAGCAACAACAUCAGCAGCCCUACCAAGUGAUUCCCGAAGAGCAGUUUCUUAAGAUCCUGGAGGAGGAGCUGCAGGCUAGAGCCUAUCAUGAGCAACUUCGUCAGCAGCAGCAGCAUCAACAGCAGCAGCAGCACCAACACCAACAGCAGCAGCAGCAACAGCACCCCAAGCAAUUGCCCAUCCACAGCACGGCUGCCACUCACAAAGUGUUGCAGCAGGCGGAUCCCUCGUUGGGAUUAGGCGGCUAUCGCGAGCGUUUUGUGGCCGAGCAGGAGCUGGUGACUCCAACUUAUUCGCAUCCCCGCGGUGGUCCCAAAUAUCUGCCCUUGCCUCAGGCGCAGCAAAUCCAAGAGGAUGAUGAGCCACAACAGCAACAACCGCAGCGUGUGCAGCUCCACAAACCGAUACCCCAUCCCGGCCAGCAACUCAUCCAUGGACUGCCACCCCAGAUUGCCUACUACCAGCCACAGAUAAGCUACAAGACCCUGCCCAACCAUCCACUGGCGAAAUCGUCUCUGGAAAGUGAGAUUGAGAAAUUGCUGGCAGCCAAUAAGCCUGGACAAUCGUUGGCCUACGUGGACAGCAGCAAUGAGCAGGUGGCGACAAGGCAGCCCGCUCCGCAGCACCCACCACCACCCACAUCGCAUCCCGCGCUGAGGCAACCCAAGGCAUACCUGGCCAGUACGCCCAACUCCCUGCUGGAUGCCAAUAACCAACCGUUCGUUCCAUCGCUCUUCAAGUUCAGCAACUAUCAGCAACCGACGCCAAUUUAUCCCACGCCGGAACCCAAGCGAUUGGGACCCGUCGUCUAUCCCACACAGCAGGCCAAUCAGCCGCAGCCCUCGCAGUAUUACUACCAGGAGGCUACGCCCACCGGGGCACCCAAGCCGAGCCCCAUUCCCAAGCAGUACCACCGAUCCAAGCACUACAAGCUGGCUUCGCCCGCUAAGGCAUUGCUCUAUGCCGAUUACGAACGUCAGGGAUCGCCUUCUCCACCGCCGCCGUCCAACUUCUAUCCCAGUCCGCCGGAUCCGCUAAAGCAUUCCCAGAGAAAUCUAGCAGUCACACCCACUGCUCUGCCGCUCCACGCUGAAUAUCCUUCACCGUCUCCGUCACAGUCCAGUAUCUAUGUGUCCCAGGGAACUGGAAUCGCCACACCAUCCCGUCCCACGCCCACUACAGCUCCUAUUCAGAAGCUACGGACUCUGGAUGAAGUGAAGCAAUUGAAUCUGCCGCCUCCGAAUGGCAAGCCCCUGACCCAGGCCGAAUUCCAAGCUCUUGUGGACGCAGGAUAUCCGGUGAAGGCAGUGCCCGUGCCAGUUCCCGUUCCGUAUGAGCAGUACGUUAAGGAUCAUCCGGAGUACCGCAAUCACCCGCCUGUAGACUACGCUCACAUCAUGCGCCUGGCCACGCGGCAAUUGGCUGCCCAUCAGCAACACAGAUCGCUGGCUGCUCCCUCGGAGCCGUCGGUCAAGAUCCUGUCCACUCCGUCCGCUGGAGAGCUGCAUCAGCAAACGGCCACAGGCAUCGGCGGCGGUAGUAUCACAUAUUUGCAACCCAUCGAGGGUCAAUCCCAUCCCCAUGCCCUGGCCCAUGUCCAUGCGUUGCAGAAGAGGAGGCCGCGUGAUGAGCAGGAUACCGCCGUGGCGGGCAGCGAGCCCAAGGCGGCAGCUCCGAAGGCGGAGUCAGCGAAGGCGAAGGUGCAGUGAACCCAUGUCCUGUUUUAGUUAAAAUGUCCUUGUCUAGUUUGUAAGUAUUGUAAAAAUGUUUCAGCAC